UCUGAGAAUCACGUGUCGCAUGGUUUUGUUUAUGUUGGAAUUGCGCGGGUAUUUCCCGACAAAUUUGGAACUUUGCUGUCUGACAGAGUCAGAAACUCAGGAACAAGCAACACGAGUUAGAUCUAUCGUGAUAUACGAUGUCGAAGUACAAGAUUAAGAUUGGCAUAAUUGGUGGAACUGGCCUUGCAGACCCAAAAUUGUUGGAGGAUCAGAAGGAAGUUCAUGUCGACACACCAUUUGGAAAACCGUCAGAUGCACUCAUUGAAGGAAAGAUAAAAGGCGUUGAUUGUGUCUUCUUAGCAAGGCAUGGCCGCAAACACACAAUUAUGCCAUCUGCUGUAAAUUACAGAGCAAAUAUUUGGGCUCUUCGGGAGGUUGGGUGUACUCACAUACUUGCUUCAACAGCAAGUGGCUCCUUGAAAGAGGAAUUACAUCCUGGGGACAUAGUUGUAUUAGAUUCAUUUAUUGAUAGGACCCAAGGAAGGAAGCAGACCUUUUAUGAUGAUACAUCAAAGUUAGCUGUUGGGAUCUGUCACCUCCCCAUGAAUCCUGCGUAUUGUCCUGUAACUCGGGAAGUUGUUUUGAAGGCUGCACAGGAUCUGAAAAUUCAGUGUCAUCCUACUGGGACAUCCUUAUGCAUUGAAGGUCCUCGUUUUUCUUCUCUUGCAGAAAGCAAACUUUUUCGAACAUGGGGUGCAGAUUCAAUAAAUAUGACCACUGUACCAGAGGUUGUUCUUGCUAAGGAAGCUGGUCUGUGUUAUGUUGCAAUUGCCCUGAUCACAGAUUAUGACUGUUGGAAAGAAACUGGUGAGACUGUGUGUGUUGAAGAUGUUAUGAAGACAUUUAAAAAAAAUAUUGAGAAAGUUGUGAAUUUAAUCUCACAUUCAGUAACACUAAUUGCUCAGCAUCAGUGGGAUAAGACUAUUGAUGGAUUACGGGAGACUGUCAAGAAUAGUAUCAUGCUACCUCAUUGACAGUAAGCAUUAUCAAAGUUAAAAGUCAGAAGAAAUGAAGUAUUAUGCUCAGCGUUAUGCCAUUGGUCUAAACACUGAAGAAAUAAAGAUUUUUUUUUUUUUUUUUUUUUUUUUUUACGUUUAAAUAGCAAUAAUUGUAACAAUGUAAACAUUCCUGUUAUAUUUUGUAAUUUAGAUAUGGAUUGUGAACAUGUUAUGGACAAAUGUGUCCAACAAGAAGGGAAUGAACGAGAAUGUCAGAUCAUCAUUUGUCUUACUAAGAUUUUCUUAGGUAGGAAAUAAUACCCACAAAAUGUGCAUUUUUAUUAUUGUGGAUUUUUUAAUGCCAACUUGUACUUUUCAAUAGAUCAGUCUUGUGUGGUUGGAAAUAAAGGGUUGAAAGAUAA
Messenger RNA from Schistocerca serialis cubense, 1360 nucleotides. Its product is annotated as S-methyl-5'-thioadenosine phosphorylase. Bases 138 to 974 code for a protein of 278 amino acids. The transcript is spliced from 6 exons. Lineage: Eukaryota; Metazoa; Arthropoda; Insecta; Orthoptera; Acrididae. The record is from RefSeq and is a predicted model, not a curated record. Gene Ontology annotation, biological process: nucleoside metabolic process. Gene Ontology annotation, molecular function: S-methyl-5-thioadenosine phosphorylase activity. Gene Ontology annotation, cellular component: cytosol.